CAAUAAUAAUCAUUGGUCGAGCAACCUCGAAACUCGAAAUCCAACUCGUAACUGGUCAUCCUAAGGGGGUUCUCGUGCCUAACUUUAAAUUGAAUAUGGUCAAACUUAGUCAAACACGUUCGAAUCUGUAAGUUUUAACUACUUAUUAAAGUAAAUCGAGUUAACUAAACUGUUCCUCUCUAUCUUUUCAACAAAUGCUUCUUAUCUCUAAUUUUCAAUGCAAAUUCGGGUCAACUAAGAGAUAUCGAUUUGACGAGGCGAACAUUGACAAACUUGCUCUCUGAGUCAAACGGUCAACCCCAAACAACUUCUACACUAAUAUAGAUAUAAGAAAAAUUAAUAAUAUUAAUUAUUAUGUAAUUAUAGUCUAAUUAAAAAUUCAUAAUUCCCCUCCUCCCCCUUCCCCCUCCCUUCCUUCCUUCCCUUGCACCCCAAUUUGGGGGGUAAGCCGAAACAGUGAAUUUACGCUCACGUUUUGCACCCCCCUACUGUUACAAAAUAACCAAACGGGGGUAAACACCUUGGAACUUGUGUUUACCCCUCCAAACUUGCACCCCCUUCCAUUUACACCCCUUCCCAAACAUAGUGUUAGUGACAGUUUCGUUACAUUUAACUUAGUUUGAUGAUUAUUUAAGUAAUUGCCACUGUAAUAUAGUAUAUGUCCUUUGCAAAAUAAAAUAUUUUUUUACCCAAAGAAGAAAAGAAAAGAGGGGAAUUUUUUUUUUCUUCUAACGAAUUGAGUGUGAACUAGGAAACGUUGUGGGAAAGUGGAAACGAGGAAUACUAGCAAGGAACGGAAGAAAGGGAAAAUGUCAACCAAAAGCAGCCCAAGCCGGAAAUUGCAAAUUAAAAAACAUCAGUCAAAGCCGUCAAUCCCAAACACAAACGAAACCCGACAAGAAACAGCACAGAAGGAGAGUUAAUCACAAUUUACAAACACAAUCAGCGGUCCGAGGAAACCAAGCGGGGCUAACAAAGGACAAGACAAAUGAUGGCAAGUAUGUUUUGUAAAAGAACUAAAAAAAUAUAUAUAAGAUAAUGUGAUAUACAUUGUUAAUGGUUUGAGUACCACAUGUUUUACAAAUGGGUAAAUAAUAGGUUGGCAAUUUGGUCCAGGAUUGUUUGGUUUUACCCGAAACCGGACCGUAUAACCCGGACCGGGACCGGAUAGCAAACAAUGCAAUCUCAUAUUCGGGCUUAGAUUUGAGGUAAAAAACCGGAUAAAGACCGGAUAAGAGACCCCCAACACCUAAAAUCAAGAUAAAAUUGGGACCGGACCGAAUCAAUACCAGACUGUAUCCAAUCCAAUCUUUGAUCCUUAUAUUCCCGAAAAGAUCGGACUGGGACCGGAUCAAUUUGGUCCAAUUUAACCGGCCGUAUAGCCACCCCUAGUAAAUAAGAUUAAAAACAAGAUUCGUCAAUCAUCAAAGCUACUAAUAUCAUGACGACAAGAAAUCCGUUGAUCUCAAUAACUCAAGUUAUAUCAAAAUGUUCAAUUGUGUAUGGUACUAGUAGCAAUUCCUAAUUGAGUGGGCAUGAGAUAAUAUUAGCUAAUUUAUUACCAAACCAACCCUUAAGCGUUUGUUUAAUUUGUCUGAUAACGACUUCCCUUUUGUUUUCAGCUUGGUUUGAUGGUGUCAUUUGAGAGAAUUGAUAAGAAAAGUGCUGGAUUGUUUUUUCGUUAUAACCAAUCGAGAAAAGGUCAUUGCUUGCUGCUAAGGGUUAGAAAGCAGAAACGGAAGAUAUUGUCCCCAGGAAAACAACAACAAUCGAGGGGCAUAAAAUUAUUAAUUAGUGUAAGUAUAUAAUACAAGACUAGUAAGAGCACUGCUCUUAUAGCUAGGCUAAAGAACUAAUGAGUGGUUUGCAUGAGUCCUUUGGUACUAAACAACUUAAUUGAGUUAUUUAAUAUAAAAUUAUUUAUUUUAAAAAAGGAUUAUUUAUAUAAUGAUCGACUAACCAAAUUAUAAAUGACUAAUUUUUUACUACUCUUCAAUCUUAAUUCCUGUUCUUAGGGCUGGGAAACGGUGUGGUCUGGUCAUAUAUAUGGUCUAUGAUUCAGACCGAGAGGCUAAAAUAUAGACCAUAGACCAGACCACAGACUAUACGGUUCGGUCUAGACCACGCCUGUGAGUUCUUGUUCGGUCUGGUCUGGUUCAGAUGACCACACUCAACGGAAAUAAACAAUUUCUUUAGUCAACCACACAAAAAAUUGAACCAAUAAUCAAGAAAAAUAAUUUUUAUUUGCCUUAAAACAUUAAUCGUAACAUGCAUGAAUAAAUUUGAUACCUUAAAUCUUAGUACAUAACAAAGAUAUCAAGUAAAAGCAUCCCAACUUGCACCAUAACGUUAUAAGCAUUAACAUAAUGAUAUAUGGAGACACAAUUAUCUCUACUCUCUGGUUAAGUGUGGUUCUGAAUGAAGGUGGGACGAGAUUCACAAAAUUAAGGUUGAGACUUGGGUGUCGUUGUGGGAGUUGGGAGAAUGGUCGAAUGGGAUGUUAACACGUAUUGACAAGUUGGUUGGUUCCACGGUUUGGUCCGAUAAACCGCGGUCUAGACCAGACCAGACCAAGAGAUCAAAACAUAAAAUUAUACAGACCAUGGACCAGACCAGACCAUACUUAACGGUCUACGGUCCGGACCAAAUUGUGCGGUACAGUUUGGACCACUGUUUUUCAAACGGUCUGGUCUAUUUUCCCAGCCUACUGUUCUAUACUCAAUAUUGAUUCUUCAAGUAUUAUAAAUAUUACGAAACAAUACUUUCAAAUUAUUUUCCAUUAAUAUUUUAAAAUUUAUUUAUAGUAAAUUAGCCUUUUUGGAGAUUUGUUUCAAUCAUAUGUUAUGUUUAAAACAAGGCAUUAGGGUCCUAAAUUUCUAUUCCUUCGCCCAUCAAAUGGAUCGUCUUCGUCUAUAUCAAAGCAGCGACUAAACCCAUUCAACCAAAGCAGAAAGAACAAUAACGAAUCAUCAAUCACACUGCAACGCGACGCCAAGCUAGAGUUUGAUCUCUCAUCAUUGUUCUGGGCUGGAUGGGGUUUCCAUUAAACAAGCCGCAAGUCGCCGUCGAGGAUGCGCCACGACUUCUGCACUGUAACCUGUACCAUAUGGAUUGUCGUUAUUGGUAAGCAGAGGAUUCGGCCGGCCGACGUCACGCUGGCAGAAGUGGUGUAUUGGUUUCUUCUUAAUCAUUCUCACUCUCAAACACGAAUCAUCCGGGCAAUACGACGAGAGCUCAGCCAACUAUAUAUAUAUAAACAGUAAUCGAAACAGUAAACCAAUUUCAAUCGAUCCCUUCUCUGCCAUACCCAGAAAUUAAUUAAUGGAGAAUAUCAACCACCAGUUCCCGGCGGCAGAUUUCACAGACUUCCCACCAGACCUGCAGCUUUUCGACGAGGACUCCUUCCCGGAUUUCGGAAUCAUGGAUAUGGCGGAGCUUGAAUUCCUCUGCGGCUCUCAAGCGGAUGAAGAAGAAGACGAAGAGCGAGAGGAGGAGGAAGAAGAAGAAUUGAAAAGAUUGAGCUACGACAAUGAUCAGCAGCAGCAGCAACCCUUUAAUCCCAGAGCAUGGUUCGACAUUCUCAAGCACCGCCUCUCCUCCUCCACCACCGCCAAAAGAAACCGCGACUCGGCUACCGCGGCGGCAGACGGCAGCAGGCAAUUGUGGACCAACGAAAUUAUAAAGCUGGCAGGGGCGAGAAUCAUACAAUCGAGAUCGUCAAUGCAGGGGAUUGAUGUCCCUUCGAUGCUCAACAACCCGUUUCACAUUUUCCCCCCUGCUUCCGACGACGGCGGCCUUACGCCGGAAGAAGCCAAGAACGUGGAGUUAAUGGAGUACCUCCUCGCCUGCGCCGAGAAAGUCGGGAAACGGAGCUUCGACCGGGCCGCCGGCCUUCUCAACAUCUGCGACCGCCUCGCUUCCCAAACCGGCAACCCGGUUCAGCGGGUCGGGUACUACUUCUGCAACGCCCUUCGCCAGAGGAUCGAAAUCGAACAGACCGGCGGAAGAGGAAUAAUAGGUGGUGGGGGUUAUAAGAAGCCGUUCGAUUCCGACACCGCGGUGACGCUGCCGGACAAGAACGCGACGGAGUUCCGAAACAGGGUGCCCUUCUACAACGCGUCCCAGCUCGCCGCCGUCCAGAUCAUGGUGGAGAACGUCGCCGGGGAGAAACGGAUCCACUUGAUCGAGCUCCGGACGGGAUGCGGCCUGCCGGCGAUCGCCCUCAUGCAGGCCCUGUCCGUCCGAGCCGACCCGAUCGAGCUGCUCCGGAUCACCGCCCUGGCCCACGACGCGGCUGAGGAGCAGUUCAUGGAAGGGUCGGGCCGUCGGCUGGCGGAUUUCGCUCGCGGGAUGGGCCUGCCUUUUUCCUUCAACGUGGUCCGGUUCUGCACGUUCCCCUCGGGGGCCCACAAGGACCAGCUGGACCUCGAGCCCAACGAGGCCGCGGUGGUGCUCUCAGAGUUCGCGCUCGGCCCAAUGAUCGGAAGGCCCAAGCUGCUGGAGGCGAUGAUGAAGCUGAUCCGGGCCGUACGCCCGCGCGUGAUGGUGGUGAUCGAGACGGAGGCGAACCACAACGCUCCCGAUUUCGGCCACCGGUUCGUGGAGGCGCUGUUCACCGUCGGCGGGUACUUUGACAGCCUGGCAACGUGUAUGGAAGGGAACGAGGAGGCGAGAGCGGCGGUGGAGUCAUGGUAUUUGAACGACCGGAUUCGAAACGUUUUGGUGGCGGAAGGGGAGGAGAGGAUUAUUCGGGAUGUGAAGAUUAGGGUUUGGAGGAAGUACUUUGCACGAUUCGGGAUGCUGGAGAUUCCGGUGAGAGGGCUGGCUUUGCAGCAUGCUAAUUUGGUGAUUCGCCGGUCGCCGUACGCGGCUUCGUGCUUGGUGGCGUUGGAUUACAAGAGCUUGAUGAUUGGGUGGAAGGAUGUGCCGUUGCUGUUUGUUUCUGCCUGGAAGUUCAUGAAGGCAAUACCGCACUAAGCACUAGGAAGUUGUUGUAAUUUUAGCUUUAGAUUCCCAUGCCAAACUGAAACUAGUAAUAGACAACGGCGCUGGGUUUUUGUUUUUGUCGUGAUUAACAUGGUGGCUAGUAGGUUUGCUCCCAUGCUUUAAUCUUCGUUCUCAUAUCAGUGAUGGACAGAAGUAGUAUUGAAAGCAACCACCACAGCCAUGAAAGAAUCUCUGCAUUUGGUCUUUUCCUCAUUAUCAAUAUGCUUUUUCCUCGAGGUUAUGGGUACUUGUGGAGUUUUGGUCUAAGAACUCUAGUUUUUUUUGCCAUUAGAUCUCACUCGUGUUAUCGAGAAAUAAAAAAUACAACGUCCAACAAAUCAAAGUGACGGAAGCCACGCAACGAAAUCGAAACCCACCAACAACGAUGGCCUCAAUGAAAGGGCUUUCCUUGCCACAAGAUGGACAACCCUGUUCCUAUUCCGACCCACAAACACACAAUCAAAAUGCUGAAAGGAGGAACGUAACGCUGAAUCUCUUGAAGCAAAACUCCACCAAGAGCAUCAUGCACCUCCCCAGCCUUCACUUUCUGCAACACUGUUUGCGCAUCUCUCAUAAAAGUCACCAAAAACCAACCUCUGUCCCUACACCAACUAACUGCGUCCCGCAGAGCCAACAAUUUGUAACACCCUUUCUUACAUAACAUAAAACCAUGCAUAUUUAAAAAUAUUUGUUUAAACUAUAUUACAACACCGGACGAUUAUUUCAAAUAUAUGCACAAAAGAAAACCCCUUUUCUUUUCCCAAAAGCCCUAAUAUGUACUUGUGGAGAUUCGAGUCAUCCGCCCACCUCAUCGCGGUCAAACUGGAGCUUGCCUUGUCCCCAACUUCUACUUCUGCUUCUCAAAAUCUGAGGGGAAAAUAUUGACGGGAGUGAGACGUCACCUCAAUGAGUAAGCCCUAUCCUAGUAUCAGAACUAAUAUAACAUAACAUUAAGCAUUAACAAUAUUAAUUUUCACAUCUAACAUUCAACUCAUAAUUUUCAUGGUACUAAAGUUUUACUUCAUCAUACGCAAUUAUACAUAUCCACACAUCCAUCACACAUAAUUUAUAUAUAUACAGGUUUGCAAUUCAUCAUCGAAGUUCCAUAUUAUCAGGCUUAGUCAUGCACCCCACCAAUUCUCUUUACCAUUUCUUCCCUACUCCGCCUCCUCCACCUCCUCCUCGAUGCCUAGGCCUCUCCCCCUACACCAACCUAAGGCACCGAAAAGUCUCUCCCUUAAUGAGGCUUCUCACCUCAAGACUUAUCGCUUCCAUCACAAUGUGGCAUCUCACCACACAAUACAAGGCUUCUCGCCUCUAUAUAACAUGGUGGCUUCUCACCACCGAUACUAGUGUGGUAUCUCACCACAAUUGCUACCCUGGCUUCUCGCCACCAUCCCUACUCCUCUACUCCCCCUUUUGGGUGCCUGACUCACCAUCGUAUGUUAUUUACAUUUAACAUUCGUUUAAUUUACUAUUUACCAUUACAGCCACCACAAUCAUCCAUGAUUAUCAUCAUCAUUAUCAUCAAGGAGGCUCUUCGUGCCUCUCAUUCAACAUUACCCAUCGUAAUUAUCAUUCACACAAGCAUCACGGCCUCUACUCACCAUCAUCACAUUUUCCAGUAUUCCCAUCAUAUACUGAAUCACACUAUUAAAAUAAUUAAGAGACUCACGUAAAAUAAUUCAUCACAAAAACCAAUUUCACCACAAUAAUCAUCCACAUUUAAUUGAAGAAUUUUUUUUAUUUAUUUGGGCCGCUUCAUGACCCAAAUAUCAUGCUCAUAUUAGUUGGGCUACUAAGUUAGGAAUUACUCACUUCACGUUUAUUCAACUAUAUCCUUGCCUCUUGAUGUUUCCCCUGCUAGCUCCUUUCCUUUAAGAAAUAAGAUGACCACAUUUAAUAUCAUAGCAAACAAUUUAUCUAUUAAUUAACCGAUAAACAUAAUCUAAAUAAUAUAAUUAACACUAAUUG
Molecule: messenger RNA, 6960 nt
Organism: Linum trigynum
Lineage: Eukaryota; Viridiplantae; Streptophyta; Magnoliopsida; Malpighiales; Linaceae
Source: the annotation of a GenBank genome assembly